UGUGGUUAAGCAUGGUGCAGCACAGAUGCAGACAGCUGAUUCUGCAGCAAGCCAGACUCCUCUGCAUUUGUGAUUUUGUCAAUAUGCUCAUCUUUUUGAUAAUCCACUACAGAAUUAGAGUUUAAGCAAUUGUAGUUUUGACUUUUAUAUGCUUGAAAACAACAAUAACACAAGCAACAACAAUGAAAGCAAAAAGGCAUUGGUUCGGAAAAUAAAGAAAACACAGCUAUCGCGCUACAUAUCUACAACCUAAUACGUACUAUAUGAAAUUUUCUUUCAUCCAGAGGAUAUUUCUGAAGAUAGACUAUUCAUCCCUCCCUCCAAGAGGCAAAAAGCAUCUUCUGUUUUUCUUGAUAGAAGAAGACAGUCAUUCUGGAGACAGCUUUUGCUACAGAAACUGAAAUCCUUACUACAGUAUCACUGACGAACACAGAGCUUCGCUGAACAGUGCACAGUAACAAUUCAUCUUGCAUCAUCAGUAGAUGACAUUUUUUUCUUCCUUUGUUCCCUCCCUUCCAGUUGCUUUAAGACUCGGUAGCUGAUUUGCAAUGUCACUUCACAACAUUAAUCAGAUUCUGAUACUGCAUUUAAGAGCUUAAGAAGUUCCUCAGGCCCUUCACAAGAUUCACGAUUCCUCCCUCCUUCCAAACAAUCUUGUGAGGUAUCCUACCCUGAGAUAAGGUGACUGGUCUGAAGCUACUUACUGAGCCUCAUGGCUGAGCAGGGAUUUUGCCCUGUUUCUCCUUGGCCCUAAUUCAAUACCAAGUAAGCUGUUGAGAUAAUCAGUCUGCGGAGAUAAUCAGACAAUAGAUUUUGCCAACCUGCUCUAAUGAAUGCCAGCCACAGAAGAACAAGAUGACCAUCAUGUCUCACCUAAAAGAUCUCAAAGAUAAUUUCCACAGUGACACAGUCCUCUCUGUUCUAAAUGAACAACGCAUUCGAGGUGUUUUAUGUGAUGUCACAAUCAUUGUGGAAGACACCAAAUUUAAAGCCCAUAGCAAUGUUCUGGCUGCUUCAAGCCUUUAUUUCAAAAAUAUAUUUUGGAGUCGUGCAAUUUGCAUUUCUGGACAUGUACUGGAAUUAGAUGAUCUUAAAGCUGAAGUGUUCACAGAAAUACUUAAUUAUAUCUACAGUUCAACAGUAAUUGUUAAAAGACAGGAGACUGUUUUAGACCUUGCAGCUGCAGGGAAAAAACUGGGAAUAUCAUUUCUAGAAGAUCUUACAGACAAGAGCUUUUCAAAUUCUCCUUGUCUUUAUUCAUUUUGCAAUAAUGAAAAAGGUGAAGUGAAAGAAGAAAAAAGACAAGAAGAUUCAGCAGUCACAAAUGGACCAAGGAUUACAAAUGCAUAUUCCAUUUAUGAAACUGAAAAUUGUAAUAAUUUGUUUUCUCCUCUUGACCUCAGAGCAAGUUUUAAAAAAAUGCCAGAAACAAAUAAAGCAUCUGGUAUUGGACUACAAAAGAAUGAUGGUUGCAAAGAAGUUGAGAGAACCAGUACAUUAGCUGAGCAUUCUUAUGCUGUUACUACAGGUUGUGAUGCUUUUCAACAAAAUUCCUUUUACCACGAAAGUAGCCCACUUGGUAAAAGGGGUGAAGAUAGUUCUGAAACUGGCCAAUUGAUGCCUCUUAUUGAGUCUGUCUCUCAAACAUUUAGUACAUCAAAGACAGUUUUUAACUCCCAGGCCUCUAAUAUACCUUCAAUACAGCUAUCAAUUAUCAAGGGAACCAAUGCUGAUGGUCAUCAAAAACUAGUAAAUGAUCACACCAUUUCUAUUCAAAAAACCCAUCCAAAUACGGACACUGUUCUGCCUUCCAGGGAAGAUGAAACUAAAUCAGAUCAUAUUUCUGGAUCAAUAGUUGCAGUCAUUCCACAUGUUUAUAACUCUAACUGCUGUACUAAAACAUUCAGUGAUGGAACUCAAUUCAGCACCCAUGUCCAGCUUCACUCAGAAGCUCAAGAAACAUUAGUUUGCAAAUACUGUAGCAAACAGUUUGAAAGCACAGUUGGACUAGAGACACAUGAGCAAGGAUGUGGAGGAUUAGACAAUUGUGAAAAUGAAGAGAGUUGCUUGGAUAAUUUUGUUACUUCAAAUGGAACAACUGGCAUUUCAUAUAUUAGCCCAGAGCCCACAAUAACUGAAAAUGAGCUUGCUGAUUAUUCUGUCACAAUGCCAGAAACAGACCACUUUGUUAAAGUUGUUGAUGGACAAGUACUUUAUACUUGUAGCGUUUGCAAACGUACCUAUGUUACCUUGUCUAGCCUCAGAAGACAUUCUAAUGUUCAUUCAUGGAGAAGAACAUACCCUUGUCAUUACUGCAACAAAGUGUUUGCAUUAGCCGAAUACCGUACAAGACAUGAAAUCUGGCACACAGGAGAAAGGCGAUACCAGUGCAUCUUCUGCCUUGAGACAUUUAUGACAUACUAUAUACUCAAAAACCACCAGAAGUCUUUCCAUGCAAUUGACCACCGACUUGGAGUAAAUAAGAAGACUGCAAAUGGUGGCUUGAAACCAAGUGUCUAUCCUUACAAACUUUAUAGGCUUUUGCCUAUGAAAUGCAAAAGGCCACCAUAUAAGAGCUAUGGGAACUCAUCAUAUGAAAGCAUACAAGCAAACAUACAAGUUAAUAAUGAAGAUCCUAGUGGUACCUGCAUUAUUCAGAGCACUGUCACUUCUGAACUGCCAUCACUGAAUUUUCCGCACAGUAUGUUGCCAAACACAACUAUGCCCUUGGAUACAUCUUCAUGUAGUGAUGCAACAACAACUCUUGUGAACCCACCAAGUAUUUCUUCUUGGGAAACUGGUGCAACAGAAGCAGACCUUAAAAAUGAUACAUGUACUACUAGAAGACUAUUGUCCUCUACUCAGCAUAAUUCUGGCCCUCAAGAAUAUGAUUCCUCUCUUCAAACUAUCAGCAACAGCAACGCCAGUGACAAUUCAACGCCUGUUAUUAACUAUAAUAAUUCAGCAUCUUCUGUCAUCAUGCAUAGUGGUAGAGUUUCCUCUGUAAUCAUGCACAGCAAUGCUGUCAAUGCAAUAAGUAGUUCAGAAAUUUCAGACAUUACAGUCAGCCAGGUAGCAAGUGAUGACCAUGUACAUGGUUCAGAGGACAGCCAAAGCAAUGUUAGAACAAGAAGCAAUAAGGAAAAGAAAAGAGGGUCAUUAUACAACAAAGAAGAGACUUCGGAAGAAUUAAAGUAUAUGGCAAAUGCAGAAAUGUCUUCUAACACAUCAACAGAUGCUUUUGAACCUUCAAAUAAGACAGAAACCUACAUAGCAAAACCUGCAUUGCCAGGAACAUCUUCUGAUAGCAAUGUUGCUCCUCUUUGUCAAAUAACAGUUAAAAUAGGGAAUGAAGCCAUUGUGAAAAGACAUAUUUUGGGAUCCAAACUGUUUUACAGAAAAGGCAGAAGAUCUAAAUAUGAAUCCAAAGACAAUCAUAUGGUUCAAAUUACAGAGCGAGAGAAGAGAGAGAGAAGCAUGUCUCGAGUAUGCAGGUUAGACUACCUUGAACUCAAUGAAAUGUGUGAAGAUGUCAGUGAUCAUGACUCCAAUGAUAAACCAUGGCGGCCGUAUUACAACUACAAACCAAAAAAGAAAUCAAAACAGCUAAAGAAAAUGAGAAAGGGAAGAUGGCGAGAGAAAUACAGGAGUAGAAAUUCUUGCCAAGAAAGUGAAAAGACACAUGUCUCAAGCUAUGCACUUAGGAACAUUCCUGAAGAAAAAGUCCCUCAACAAGAAGAAGAUAGAAAUAUGCCGAGCCUGCACUGCGAGCUCUGUGAAAAAGAUAACCCUUCUGUUGAAAAAGCCCAGGAUCAUUUACACUGGGAUACAACUACAUCUGUGUCCUAUACCUGUGAAUUAUGCCAAAAAAAGUUCCAGAGCCCAUCUGCUCUAAGAAUGCAUAUGCGAUGCCAUACAGGAGAGAAACCCUAUACUUGCAAAACCUGUGGGAAGAGCUUUUCGAUAUCAGGUAACUUACAGAAGCAUGAACGCAUCCAUUCAGGUGUAAAGGAUUUCAUCUGUCAAUACUGUAAAAAGGCAUUCAGUCUAAAUGAGACACUCAAAAUACAUGAGAGAAUCCACACAGGAGAAAAGCGCUACCACUGCCAGUUCUGCUUCCAGAGUUUCUUAUACCUUUCUACCAAAAGAAACCAUGAGCAAAGACAUAAGCGAGAACAUACUGGCAAAGGAUAUGCAUGUUUUCAGUGUCCCAAAGUUUGCAAGACAGCAGCAGCACUUGGAAUGCAUCAGAAGAAGCAUUUAUUCAAAACCCCCAAACAAGAAGAUGUAAAUGAUUAUUUGUUUAACGAAAGUAGUAAGCCAUUUGUAAGUCAUCACUUCAUUGACUCAGAUAAACGGGAAACAAUUAAACCUUUACUAACACAAAAUAUAGGUGCAGAGCAGCAUGAAGCAAGUAGUACUUAGACUAUGCCAUCGGCUGUUGGACUUUAAGUAAGAAUAACAUAGAACAAAGAAAAUUUAAAAAAGAACAUAAGUACAACAAAUUAAUGGGGGAAGUUCUAAAACAUGAGGUAUUGUAUUUCUACAUAAAUAUAUUUCAUAUAUUACAUUAAAAAAUGUGCCAGACAAGCAAAAAUGGAAAUUGUAUAGCACUUCUCAUAUAGUAUGAAGGUCCAAUAGAGAUCUAAAAAGACAUCUAUGUCCCACAGAAUAAGUCUAUACUUAUAUACAGGCAAACAAGAAUAUAUGUAAUUGAAAACUUUUAAAUUGCUAUUACAAAGUAAUUCAUUACUGAACUAGAUCAUAUUAUGAUUAUGUGAAGACUCAGAACCAUUCUGGACAAAAUAAAGGUAAAUUAUAUACAUGGAGAGUAUGAAAAUAUUAAGAGUUUAUUCAAUAGACUGUAGAAAUCACAGCCUGUAUUGAUAUCCAGAAUUCAAUGUUAAUUUGUUCCAAAUUCAAUCAUGUAAUUUGAAAGUUUAAUUUAGCUGUAAUCUAAUGUAUGCACUGUACAGCAUCUGGUAAAGAUUUUAAAGUUUGUUAUGUGUGGUGGAAAUGCAUCCAUAUAUUAUAAAGCCCAAGUAAGCUCCUGCAGGGCAACCUUAUGAGGGCUAAUGAGAAUAAGAACAAUAAUAAUUAAUAAAUGCUUAUACCAUUAAAUGUA
Sceloporus undulatus (fence lizard) is the source of this 5125-nucleotide messenger RNA. It is a transcript of the gene ZBTB38, whose product is annotated as zinc finger and BTB domain containing 38. The transcript is spliced from 3 exons. The record is from RefSeq and is a predicted model, not a curated record. Gene Ontology annotation, cellular component: nucleus. Gene Ontology annotation, biological process: regulation of transcription by RNA polymerase II. NCBI's taxonomy places the organism in Eukaryota, Metazoa, Chordata, Lepidosauria, Squamata, Phrynosomatidae. Gene Ontology annotation, molecular function: RNA polymerase II cis-regulatory region sequence-specific DNA binding; DNA-binding transcription factor activity, RNA polymerase II-specific; protein binding. Bases 856 to 4425 code for a protein of 1189 amino acids.